UCACACUGUUUGCAAAACGUAAACAAUAAUUGAUUUUUCCUACAAAACAAAAGUGGUUGAAAAUGUCUGGAGUUGCUGCUAAAAAGAUUGCCGAAGCGGAGGGUUUGGUGAAGGAGGCCGAGAAGAGUUUGAAGUUGUCCAUGUUGAAAUGGGUACCUGAUUACGAUAGUGCUGCGGAUGAGUAUUCCAAAGCUGCAACCGCAUAUCGAAUAGCCAAAAGCUAUGAUAAGAGCAAGGAUUGUUUUCUGAAGGCGAUUGAUUGUUAUAAGAACAACAAGUCUUGGUUCCAUGCGGCAAAGGCAUACGAGCAGAUUAUUUUGCUGUCUAAGGAUUCUGAUAAAUUACACGAAGUUGAGGAGUACGCCAACAAGUCUGCCAAUUUGUAUCAACAGCAUGGUUCUCCAGAAGCUGCUGCAUCCGCAUUGGAUAAGGCAGCCAAAUUAACCGAAUCCAAGCAUCCUGACAUGGCAUUGAGAUUCUACCAACACGCUCUAGAAGUUAUAAUGAUUGAGGAUUCCGUCCGUCAAGCAGCUGAAUAUGCAUCAAAAGUUUCCAGAAUACUGGUCAAACUCAGGAGGUACGAAGAAGCCACAAAUGCGCUCAAGAAAGAGAUAAGCUUAAAUCAGCAAACAGAAUCCUAUGGCCAAAUUGGGCGCUUGGUCGUGGCCUUGGUAAUGGUACAAUUAGCUCGCGGAGAUUCUGUGGAAGCCGAAAAGACCUUCAGGGAAUGGGGCAAUUGCUGUGAGCCAGAAGAAGUAUCCACGUUGCAAACACUUUUGCAGGCUUUUGAUGAUGAGGACCCUGAAUUAGCUGCCAGGAUGCUGGCUUCUCCAUUUAUCCGACAUAUGGACGUUGAGUAUGCAAUUCUAUCCAAAAACAUUCCAUUACCUCAGGGUAUUCAGCUGGAGAAGAAAAGCAGCGAUAAUGCUGGAGUUGAAACCAAUAACGACGAGGACGAAGGAGGUCUCUGCUAAAUACAUUACAGUUUUCGGUCUGCUUGUUAGUCAAAAUAUAUUUAUCGUUAAUAAUGACGCUUUUAAUAUAUAAAUUGUUAAAUACAAAUUUCAUCGCAAUCGUUGUACUAAUUACCUUAAGAAUUAAAUAAAACAAAGAAUACUACUA
Messenger RNA from Drosophila takahashii, 1122 nucleotides. RefSeq names its product gamma Soluble NSF attachment protein 1 (gene gammaSnap1). Gene Ontology annotation, cellular component: SNARE complex; vacuolar membrane. The record is from RefSeq and is a predicted model, not a curated record. Gene Ontology annotation, biological process: intracellular protein transport. Lineage: Eukaryota; Metazoa; Arthropoda; Insecta; Diptera; Drosophilidae. Gene Ontology annotation, molecular function: soluble NSF attachment protein activity; syntaxin binding.